AAAAAUCUUUGUAUCUUCCUUCCGGUAAAACUGGAUGAGUGGAAGCUGCAGCUCAUUUAUUUGUUGAGGCGCUUCUCUGGUGGUCUUGGAUUAUUAAAAAAAACCCAACUGUUUAGCAGUAAACAUCCAAAAUGCAGACCAUCAAGUGCGUAGUUGUGGGUGAUGGAGCAGUGGGUAAAACCUGUCUUCUCAUCUCGUAUACAACAAAUAAAUUUCCAUCAGAGUAUGUUCCAACGGUGUUUGACAACUAUGCUGUGACUGUGAUGAUUGGAGGGGAGCCCUACACACUGGGACUCUUUGAUACAGCAGGACAAGAAGACUAUGACAGAUUGCGUCCUCUUAGUUAUCCUCAAACAGAUGUUUUCCUUGUCUGUUUCUCAGUUGUGUCACCUUCAUCAUAUGAAAAUGUCAGAGAAAAGUGGGUACCAGAGAUCACACACCAUUGCCAGAAGACUCCAUUCCUGCUGGUUGGUACCCAAAUAGAUCUACGGGAUGAUGCAGGCACAGUAGAGAAGCUGGCAAAGAACAAGCAGAAACCGAUUACAGUAGAUAUGGGAGAGAAGUUAGCACGUGAGCUCAGGGCUGUCAAAUAUGUAGAGUGUUCUGCCUUGACGCAGAAAGGGCUUAAAAAUGUCUUUGAUGAAGCCAUUCUUGCAGCCUUGGAGCCUCCAGAGCCCCCAAAGAAGAGGAAGUGUGUUAUCCUGUGAGAGAUCCUGCAGACAUAGCAAAGACUGAAGGGUCAGGGAACAGGAUUUGAUUUUGCAGACAGCAGCAUCAACACAAACAGAAUGUUGCUUAUUUAAAGCAGUGUUUUAAAUCUUAGCUGCAUUUACCUAUGGUCAGUUGCCUUUCAUCUGUGUGAAGGUAUGGGAACAAAGGACUCUCCAAAUUCUAUAAAAUUAAAAAUCAUCGAUGUAUUAAAGAAUAAUGGAUGGUGUUCCUGCUUUUGAGAUUUUAAGUAAAAUGUUUCUUAAUGGAGGAAGAUUUUAUAAAGCUGUAUAUGGUUAAGAUAGUCUCACAUGGGCAGUGUAUUAAUGCAUUACAGUGAAAUGUGUAGGUGACAUGAAUGUUAAAACACCCAAUGAAUAUAACAUUUGACCAUCAACCUUGCUUUAGUGGCAUGUUAAAAAACUGGAGAGACAAUGAUGCUUCAUCACACAGUAAGAGGAUUAAAAUUUCUAGCAACAAAUAUUGUUCAGCGUGUACCUAAUCAGUGUUCUUUUCCCAGUAUGCAUAGACAAGGUCAGCAAGCUGUUCUUUGUACUUCAGGAAGACUUUUUGAUGACAGUUUGAAAUCUGCGCUUUUAAAUGAAAUAAUCUUAUCAGUGCAAGAAACAUGCAUUGGGAGAUAACUUUGCUCACAUCGAGGCUUGCCUUUUACAGAGUUUGGGAAAUGACUUUGAUUCAUAAUUGACAUGAAACAAAGUCAGUCCAUGAUAAAAAUUAUUUUUAUCAUGGAGGGGGAAAUUUUUCCCUUUUCCAGCUAAAACAAUCACCAUCAUAUCUUCUUGAAACUGUCAUAAAUGACUUCUUUUCUUCCAGUUUGGUUCAGCCUGCACUUUUCAGGGGUGUAAGCUGUCUAGACUAUAGAGAGAACUGUAAUGGUUCCUAUUUUUCGAACAGUUUCUUUUUUUUUAAAGCAACCAACUGUAGUAAAUGUUUAGUGUUGAUCAAACAUCAUCGACUCAUGAAAACUACACAUUAGCUAUGAAUGAGUUUUUGUUUUUUUGGUCUGAGAAAGAGUUACUAGUCUCCUUCCGUGUAACAGCAUAAACCAUUUGUGUGUUUAUCAUUUGUUUCUUGGCCAAAUUCAGGUCAGCGUUUUAUUUUUUUAAUCCCCUCGGUUAUGCUGCAAUCUUUACCCUUCGUUGAGUUGGACUAAAAUUAGCAAAGCAUAAUGUGGUAAGGUCUAAAGCAUCGGCUCAUUACCAUGUAGUCUACAGAAUGUUAUAAAUACUAAUGGUACAUACCUAAGUCUGCACUCUGGUUCUGUCAUCAAUACUCUUUUCACUCCUUGGAACGGGGUGGCUGGUUGCACGUGUUGAUCAGAUUGCAUUUGUUGCAGUCUUACUGGUGUCUCUUUGAUCUCUUGAAGAUUAAGAGAUUUUGAUUAGAAAUGAAACCUCGUCUUAAAUUUAUAAAAUAAAAUUUAUUUUAGGGAUUGGGGUAGGGGAAAAAAGGAGCUGCUUCUUUUCUUUGAAGAACUGUACAUUUUUGUCAAGUAGAGUUCAUGAGUUAUUGUCUUUGAAAGAAAGAAAAUAUGCUUGUGCUUUUACUGGCAGAUACAUGUUGCAUAAAGAUAUUUAAGCAUUAGUUUUGCUUGAGUAAUUUAAAAGCGGCUUACAUUCUGUUGUGAAUUAAUGAAUCAAUCAAAAUUGAAGAUAGUGAUCUUUGUAAAAUGGUAGGCAUUGUUGUCAUCCAUUAAUAAAAACUUAAAACCUGUGCACUGUAGACUUUGCAUUUAAAUUAAAAUAGAUACAAAGCACAUUAAGCUAAAGCUGAUUUUUAUGAAAUUUAAUGCAAGUAAUGAUAGCAAUGCACUUUCAUGUUUUAAUGUCCAGCUGUAGUUAGAAAGGAUUAAAACAUUUAGUAUAUUUUCCAUAAUAUAUAAUAAAGUGAAGCUAACAGUCAAUGCUCUUUGUCUGUUGUCUCUAAUAUACUCACAGUUUAAGGAGUAAUGACAAUUUCGUUAUAUCUGUAGAAAAAUUGAAAUCUAAAUCUCUCCAGUCCUUUGAUUUGAUACAUAUAAAAGAAGUUUGCUGGACAUGGGAAGAGGGAGGAGAGGUACACACACUAUAAGAAAAGACUUUGUUCCUUUCUCAUGUUAAAUUAUAUGUGUAUAUAAUGUAUAGUCAGGACAACUCAUUUCUAUGUGGCUUUGAGAAGCAUUGCAGUAGGUAUGUGAUGGUGUUACAGUACUGUAGAGUUUUGUACAGACCAGUAUUUAUGGCUGCCUUUUUGCAUGAGUCAGAUUUUCCACACUUUAGAUUUCUUUGUUAUAUUUUGUUGCUGUAAACAUUUUGUCUUUGGCAAAAGUAGGCAUUCUUCAUGCUUGACUGUUAGAGCUGAACCAGCACAAGGAGUUGGACAAUGUAAAGCAGUGAUCAAGACUGCUCUCAUGACAUUGCCUUAGCUCUAAUUGCUUUUUUUUCGUUUUAAAAAGGAAAGUAAUGUUGUCUUGUACUUAAUCAGGUUAGAGCUGUUGAGCCCAGUCACUACAUUUUUUUCCAGUUUGCCUCUGAUAAAAGCAGAAAAGAAAAUUAUAGUGCCAUAUGUCUUCCCAACCAAAAGGUGACAUGGAAAGAAAGUUACUAGCUUGUAUUGAACCAGUGACCUGUAGCAUUAUGGUGUUGAUAAGUUUUCUUGGAAGAAGACUUUCAAGGAUGUUGAGGUGUCCUGUAAACAAAGUAUAAGAGAUGAAGAUUAUAAUUGUCACAUCUAUUGCAGAACUGUGAAAGCAGAGGGAGCUUGGAGCCUUAGUGCUAGAGUAGCAGCUGUAAUCAGUAGAGCUACCAGACUAAUGUACUGCUAAGAACAAACAGUAGUUUUUAAAUUCGCUGAACAUAAGAAGCACAUUUAGAUUCAGGAUACCUGACAUAUCGAUGUUGGAAUGUGUAGAGUGCAGAUUUAGGGUGGUGAUUUGGCAUAGGCUAUGCAUCUACAAAGUCUUCUGUGCAAGUAAUUAAAAGUUACAUUAAUGUUGGGUUAACUUUAUAGGUUAUGUAUUACUUGGACGAAUAUUUGAUCAGUCAAGUGAAUGCUGAUCUGAAGCUCACUUUAAAAAAAGAACAUGAAGUCGAGUGCCUCAGAACUACGUUAGAUUUUAAAAAUUCGGUUUUACUUAUUUAUUUUGUGUAUCGUUUCUUGCAUGGGGAGGAAAUUGUCAUUUGAAAGAGGAUCAUACCAUAGAAAUGUUAAGUAGUGGGUGUGGCUUUCUGGGACUUUUCUUUCUAUUGACUUGCAUCUGUAUGAACGUUGCAUGUCCAUUUUUUCAGUGCUGUAUCCUGUGUAUACCUUAUUUGUCAAUAAACAUGCCUGUUUUAAACUGUA
This is a messenger RNA of Pomacea canaliculata, 4050 nucleotides long. RefSeq names its product cdc42 homolog. The record is from RefSeq and is a predicted model, not a curated record. The coding region runs from base 132 to 707 and encodes 191 amino acids. Gene Ontology annotation, molecular function: GTP binding; GTPase activity. NCBI's taxonomy places the organism in Eukaryota, Metazoa, Mollusca, Gastropoda, Architaenioglossa, Ampullariidae. The transcript is spliced from 5 exons. Gene Ontology annotation, biological process: small GTPase-mediated signal transduction.